Plasmodium yoelii is the source of this 1995-nucleotide messenger RNA. Its product is annotated as conserved Plasmodium protein, unknown function. Lineage: Eukaryota; Apicomplexa; Aconoidasida; Haemosporida; Plasmodiidae. The transcript is spliced from 2 exons. The coding region runs from base 1 to 1995 and encodes 664 amino acids. The record is from RefSeq and is a predicted model, not a curated record.
AUGUCUCAAAAUAUAAAUAGCAAUGCUCACAUAAAUAAUUUCAGUAUGCAAAAUGAUAUGGUCAACAUAAUUUUAGAAGAUUGUAUAAAAGAUUGGUUCCCAUUUUUAAAUGAUAAUGAAUAUAAAGGAAACAAAGAUAACAUAAAAGAAGAAGAAAAUUGUAAAAAUAUAAAAGAUGAAAUUAUAAGAUUGAAAAAAUUCUAUAAGGGUAUAAAAUCAGAUAAUUUUCCUUUAAAAAAAUUAUAUAAAUCUGAAAGAUAUAUUUUUAAUUUAAAUAGUGAGGAAAAUGAUGAAGAUGUUUUUUUUAAUUCUGAUGGUGUGUAUAUGGAAAUUCUAAAAGAAAAUAAUAGAAUCCAAGAUAAAGACAACUUUUAUGGUAUUAAUAAUAAAGAAUAUGUGAAUAAAAAUUUAAAUGAUAUUCAUGGAAGUGCAAUGUUUUAUGAUUGUUUGUAUACAGAAGAUGAGGAAAAAAAAAAUAAUAAAUUAUCCAGAAAAAUGAGUAAAGAAGAUGAGUAUAAACAAGAGUAUAUAAAUAGAGAACAAAAUGAAACUGUUUAUGAGUGGGAAAAAAAUAAAAAAAUAAAAAACGGCGUAAAAAGUGACGUAAAAAAUGGUAUAAAAAAUGGUGUAAAAAAUGGUGCAAUAAAUAGUAAUCGGAAUUAUGAUCGAAGUCGACAUAAUUCAGAAAGUGAUAGUGCACUAUUUAAACGAAAAAAGGAAAAUAAUACAAAAGGAGAGGAAGAUAUUUUUUUGAAUGUAAAAGAGUAUGAUGUUGAUGGGGUAAAAAUAGGGAAAGUUCCAAGUGAGCAUUUAACUAGUAAAACCGUGGAAAAUGUCGAAAAAAGCGCCGAAAAAAAUGCCGAAAAAAAUGCCGAAAAAAAUGCCGAAAAAAAUGCCGAAAAAAAUGCCGAAAAAAAUGCCGAAAAAAAUGCCGAAAAAAAUGUCGAAAAAAAUGUCGAAAAAAACGCAAAAAAUGGGCUUAAUGAAAAUAUGUUAGAUGAUAAAAAUAAUUUUCUAAAUAAAUAUUCAUGUAAAGAAAAAGACAUAUGUAUAAAUAAAAUGAAAAAUUUUAAUUAUGGUGAUGAAAUAGACAUAAAAAAAGAAAUUAAAGAACCGAGAUUAAAUAAUAUGAACGAGUCAGGUAAAUCCGUAAUAGAUAGCGAUGGACAAACAUUGUUAGACAUAAAAAAUAUAAACACAAUUAUACAAGAAAUAAAAUUUGAAGAUGGAAAAGAAAAAAAUUAUUCUAUGGAUUCAUAUGGAAGUAUUUAUUUAAAUACAUGUUUGAAUGUUUUAAAAGUUGAUAUGAAUUAUUUUUUAAUUCCAAAAAAUAUUGGAAAUGAAGAAUUAUUAUAUGAAAAAAAAAAAAUUAAAGAAAUUUUAAAACUUUAUGAUAAAUUAUUUUAUAGCCAUUUUAAGUUUAUUCCAAAUAAAUUUUAUAAAGAAACAUUAAGACCUAUUUAUUCUUAUUAUCAAAAUUUGAAAUCUACAAUCGGGUUGGGUUCAGUUAAUACAUCCCUCGAUUUAACAUCGAAGAAAUCAUGUUCUAUAAGUCGGAACUACGAGAUUCGGGCACAUAGCACCCCCAAUGUACGUAGUAGCGAAGGAAAUCCGACAAAAGGCAAAAGCCGUGAAUCUAUGGAAUACACCAAUUUAGGAAGUUUUUCCAAUUUAAUAAAUGAUAUGAAUGUUAAGAAAAUAUUAUUAGAUGUGGAUGAGAAUGCAGAUAUUAGUUAUAUGGAAAAAGAUUAUAAAUUUUUAUAUAAUGAUUUGGUAAAAUUAAAAAAUUUACUUAUAAAAAAGCGGAAUUAUAAAAAUAUUUUAUUUGAUUAUCAAAAACGUUUUGUUCAAUUAAAUAAUAGAUGUGUUAAAACAUAUAAGGAUAUAUAUCCAGUUGAAAAGGAAUAUAAAAUAUAUACACAAAUAAAAAAAGAAACAGUAGCAGUUAUUAACAUAAUUAAUGCAAACUAUAAAAAAUAUUAUAUAGGCCAGUAA